UCCAAACCAAACCCUUGGAUAUUUACACUCACGAAGGGAGUCCUGCGGGGAUCAAGAAACUCAAAGGAAGCCCAAAGAAAUGGCGAGAGGAGCGGCUCUUCUUCAUUUGUUUCGAUCUCAAAGCAAACAGCUCUCAACCAUCAGAAACUUCCACUCAGGCUAUCAUCCUUGUCGGUUUGGCACAUGGCCACACGAUCAGUGUGCCAAACUCAACUUCAACCAUGCCAGUCUCACUGCUACUCAGAAAAGAUGGGCAUCUCGAGCUACAACAACAAAAGAUGACAAUAAGAUCAGCAUUGGACCACGCCGAGGGAAGGAAGCAGGAGAAGAUGAAAAAGAAACUGGGGUGGUGUAUUAUGGUCCAAUCACAUCCACCAUCAAGAAAGUAAAAAUGCUCUCUCUUUCAACAUGCUGUCUGUCUGUAUCCUUGGGUCCAGUUGUAACUUUUAUGACAUCUCAAGAUACAAAUGUCAUCCUGAAGGGGGCAGUUGCAUCUUCUGUUAUAUUCUUCAGUGCUUCAACCACUGCUGCUCUGCACUGGUUUGUUAGCCCCUACAUUCACAAGCUUAGAUGGCAGCCCGGCUCAGAUAGUUUUGAAGUGGAGAUGAUGUCCUGGUUAGCAACCUACAUUCCAAAGACUAUCAAAUUUGCUGAUAUCCGGCUUCCAGAAACCAACAGGCCCUUUGUGACUUUUAAGGCGAACGGAAAUUUCUACUUCGUUGAUUCAGAGCACUGUCAUAACAAGGCAUUGUUGAAUAGACUAACCCCACAGAAAUCAGCUCACGAGUCUGCUUUCAAAAAUUUGUGAUUGGAAAAUUCUGCAAGGUUUCCCUGAGUACGGUAUGACCUGAUUUUACUUCAUGGUUUGUGAUAAGCUCUGGCCUGGUUUUGAGCCAAAGGGCAUUUUCCCCCCCUAGCCUUUUCUACUUAUCGAGACAAUGUUUUCUAGAGUAGGAAACGAAUCAAUAUUUGAAUUUUGAUGUUUGAAGUAAUGGAUAAAUUUACACUUGAAGUUU
Messenger RNA from Populus nigra (black poplar), 1016 nucleotides. RefSeq lists its product as uncharacterized. Gene Ontology annotation, cellular component: mitochondrial membrane. The transcript has 2 exons. The coding region runs from base 80 to 808 and encodes 242 amino acids. The record is from RefSeq and is a predicted model, not a curated record. Lineage: Eukaryota; Viridiplantae; Streptophyta; Magnoliopsida; Malpighiales; Salicaceae. Gene Ontology annotation, biological process: mitochondrial proton-transporting ATP synthase complex assembly.